Messenger RNA from Daphnia carinata, 1128 nucleotides. RefSeq names its product protein immune deficiency-like (gene imd). The coding region runs from base 69 to 656 and encodes 195 amino acids. Lineage: Eukaryota; Metazoa; Arthropoda; Branchiopoda; Diplostraca; Daphniidae. The record is from RefSeq and is a predicted model, not a curated record. Gene Ontology annotation, molecular function: protein binding. The transcript is spliced from 3 exons. Gene Ontology annotation, biological process: signal transduction.
UUUACGUCAUGUAAAUAUAUAUUAAGGUUGUUGGAUUUUUUUUUCAGUUGUUUUAUUUAAGUUAUUCUAUGGCUAAUAAAAGUGAAGUAAGUAAAACGGGGAGCGUUUCUAAAUUUCAAGCUUAUGAAAAAGUUGAUGAAACCCAGAAAAAUCUUAAGGACACGAUCAAAGCUAAAAUCAAUCGAAGAAAUCUCUCAGCUGCCCCUUUCUAUAUGAAUGGUGCAAUCCAGAUAAACAAUGCCAGCAAUGUGCAUUUGGGGAACAGUGUAUCCAUUGGAAAUAACCCAAACAUAGAAAUUCAAAAGCCCCUUGAGCCUAAACCAGAACCAUCUCCAGAACUAACAGCCUUGUUCGAAAAUGAGGAAGAAGUCACAAACCUUCAUAGGUUAGCUGUGGACAGUCACAUAGGCUCUGGUUGGAGGUUUCUUGGCCAGGAACUUGCAGGAUUCUCUAAUGGACAAAUGGAUCAGCUUGAGGAGCCUUUCAAGGCAAACCAUUAUGAAUUUAGAGAAGUAAUCUAUCAAUUGCUACUGAUGUGGGAAGGUCAUUGUCAAACCACCCCAACUGUUGGAAGGCUGGCUACAGCAUUAUGGAAAUGCAAAAUGUAUUCAGCUGUUGUAUCUCUUCUAGAGAGAGUUAAAGAUUCCCAGAACUAACAUUCCAACAGACACUUGUUUACUCUAAAGUUUUAUUUUUUCCAUUAUGGCAGCUAAACCCUUUAUACUAAAGUUGAUGGUUGUUACUUCUAUAUUUGUUUUAAUUUUUAAACAUUCUCAAGGUGCGUCCGUGGUGACUUACCCAGAAGUAUGCGUGGUAAAUUUGUUCGCACUGUUCAUUUUUGUUAUACUUACUUUUAUAUAAAAGACGAAUAAUACGUUGGGUACGUCGAUCUGACAUAAAAAUCUCCACAAAGGCACUUUUUUAUUUAUAUAAUUUCCAUUUAAGAACUAUGUAUAAGUCUCAUACUUCACUUUAAACGUGAAUUCGUCUUCAUAAUCUUCAGAAUUCUCUUUAUGCGAAUGACGAUUUCCAUCAAUGUAUAUAAUGCCAAUCAAUCCAUAAUAAUCUACUUGUGUCUCAAUAAUUUUAUCCAACCAUUGGAAGCAAAGUAAACUUCUUUUCAGCUGC